AUGCCGCGUGGGAAAAAGCUGACAGAGAGUGAAAUAAGAGUGAUCGUAAAUUUAAAAGAAAAGAAUACUUCUAUUUCAGAAAUUUCAAGAGUGAUUGGGCGAAGUCGAUGUGCCGUGUUCAAUUAUUUAAAAAAUAGAGGGAAUUAUGGAAAGAAACAUCCUGGAGGACGUCCAAAAGCGGCAACCGAACGACAACGGCGAGCAAUUCUGAGGGUAGCGUCGAAUUCUAGCUUGACAGCACGGCAAAUUGCAGCAGAAGCUGGCGUUCAUACUAAUAUUCGUAAUGUGCAACGGAUAAUUAAACAAGCUAAGCAUUUAAAAAGACGAAAAUUGCAGAAAAAACCACCACUUACGAAUCGACACAAAGCAGCCAGGGAAGAUUUUGCUGAAAGACAUAUCCAGUGGGGAAAAAAGUGA
Colletes gigas is the source of this 417-nucleotide messenger RNA. RefSeq lists its product as uncharacterized. Gene Ontology annotation, molecular function: DNA binding. The record is from RefSeq and is a predicted model, not a curated record. The coding region runs from base 1 to 417 and encodes 138 amino acids. Lineage: Eukaryota; Metazoa; Arthropoda; Insecta; Hymenoptera; Colletidae. The transcript has a single exon.